Amoebophrya sp. A25 is the source of this 924-nucleotide messenger RNA. The record is from the annotation of a GenBank genome assembly. NCBI's taxonomy places the organism in Eukaryota, Dinophyceae, Syndiniales, Amoebophryaceae.
GAUACACCGGACAUAAUAUGGAGUUAGGCCCACUGAAGUCUGCUGGUUUGCCUAGUAAACCCACACCUAACCUAACGUGUUCACGCAAGCAAGGAUGCACAUUCUAAGGCAUCCUCGAGAUUCUCUCCUGAAUUGAACAUUCAAAUUCAUCAUCAACCUUUUUCAUUUCCUUGUUGAACCCGUUUUACACUUCUACACGCAGCUACACACUCGUCCUCGCACCAUAUUAUAGUUCGUCCUUCGAUAUUCUUUCCUACUACCUUUCCUAUUAAUAAUCAAAUGUGGUUUAUUGAAUACGGUGCUUCUGAUGUAUCUGUUCUUAAAAACCCGUUGACUUUGAAAUUCUCAAGCCUUGACAUCAGCAUUUGAUAGCUCUAAAGCAAUUGACGGAUUACGGGCCACCACCUCUUCUAGACGAUCAACCGACGAAGUGACUCUUCUGGCCUGCUGUGGUGGAGUGGCACAUUUGAGGCCAGAAGAGGUGCACAUUUGAGGAGAACACAAACGAACCAGGAGGAUGCAAGUAUGACUGCUCCGACGUAAGCACAAAUGCGUAAUAUGCACAGUGAUCGGCGGCUACGUGGGGGUUGCUGUUGGAGAACUAAUCAUGAAAUAAUAUAACGAAAUAUAAUUAAUACACAUCAUGACGAUCGAGGGUCACCAGGCACCUUGUUACAUGAUUGAUUACUCGUAUUGCAACAGCACAGAUGAACAAUGACAUGAUGAGAAGGAGAACGAACUAUGUCCCCCCUCGUACAACUCUUUACUACACCCCCCCUUGUACAGAACAAGAACAAACACACACACACACACACACAGAAGUCGCAGUCAUCUACUGGAACAGGAAAAGAAAGGCUCCUGCGCCAUUCGGCGACAUCUUUACGCAGAUUGGAAGCGCAGUCAUGUAAGUAGACGAAGGUUUAG